AUGCCUAGCCGGGUGGGCGCUGACGACGCCGGAGUGGGGGAGAUCGUGGAGGCCAGCGGGGGCGAGCACGAGAGAGCCGUGCCUCCGGGGAGUCGUUCCGCGGCGCAGAAGACCGCGCGGUUCACCGAGCCCGUGCCUGCGCCGCGCGGGGGCGGCCCGAGCCGCCUCGACAGGUCCAUGUCGUCCGCCCCCGCGCAGGCGCUCGAGGGUCUCAAGUUCAUCAGCGAGACAGACGCCUCCAAAGGAUGGACCAGCGCCGCCGGGUUCUUCGACACUAACUCCCAGAAUGAUCUCCUCCCCCGCUCCAUGUUCGGCGAGUGCAUCGGUACGUCAAACGUCGCGUUCGCCGGCGAGCUGUUCGACACGCUGGCAAGGCGGCGGGGCAUCUCCGGGGGCAGCAUCGACAAGGCGGAGCUGCGUGAGUUCUGGGACCAAAUUUCAGACCCCAGCAUCAAGAGCCGCCUGCAGCUCUUCUUCGACAUGGUGGACAAGAACGCUGACGGGAGGAUCAGCGAGGCGGAGGUCAAACAGAUCAUCACGUUGAGCGCGUCGGCGAACCAUCUAACAAUAACCGCACAACAGUACAAGGAGUAUGUCAAGCUCAUCAUGGAGGAGUUGGACCCCCACGGCCUUGGCUACAUCGAGCUGCACAGCUUGGAGAUGCUAUUACUAAAGCCGUUAAGCGAGACGAUGACCAACGGCAGUAAGUUGCCGGAGCCCAAUUGGCACAAGCAGUUGUACCGCCGCGCCCGAUACUUCCUGAAGGACAAUUGGUGCCGCUGCUGGGUGAUGCUCCUGUGGCUCUCUAUCUGCGCGGGGCUAUUUGCUUGGAAGUUCAUGCAGUACCGCCACCACGCUGUGUUCAAGGUGAUGGGCUACUGCGUGUGUGUGGCCAAGGGUGGCGCCGAGACACUCAAGUUCAACAUGGCGCUCACUCUCCUUCCUGUGCACCCAUUCUCCAUCACAUCGGCGCCGGAGGACGACUGCGUCAGCGUCCACAUCAAGGCGCUUGGUGACUGGACCGAAGACCUCAGGGACGCCUUCCUUAAGGUUUGCCCGAACACAGAGGGGAAGAACGAGAUUCGACAGGUAGAGUAUGACCGCGACGACGCCAAGUCCAACCCAAGAUUCCCCAAGAUACUAAUCGAUGGGCCGUAUGGUGCACCCGCGGAGGAUUACAUGCGGUACGAGGUUGUGCUUCUGGUGGGACUCGGCAUCGGUGCCACGCCCAUGAUCUCGAUCAUCAAGGACAUCAUCAACAACACGAAGCGGCUCGGGGACAUCGAGUUUGGCAACCCCGGCGACGCAAGCGCGCCGACGUCGUUCAAGACUCGCCGUGCCUACUUCUACUGGACCACCCGGGAGCAAGGCUCCUUCGAGUGGUUCCGUGGGAUCAUGGACGAGGUGGCCGAGACCGACAAGGAUGGCAUCAUCGAGCUCCACACCCACUGCACCAGCGUCCACAAGGAGGGCGACGCCCGGUCGGCGCCCCUCACCAUUCUCCAGUCCCUGUACUAUGCCAAGCACGGCAUUGACAUCAUCUCCGGCAGCCGAGUCAAGACCACCUUCGGGCGAGCGGACUGGCGUGAAGUAUAUGUUCGCAUCGCUCAGGAGAACCAAGGAAAACGCGUCGGAGUGUUCUACUGUGGCAUGCCGGCGCUGACAAAUGAAUUGCGCUAUCUUGCAAAGGAUCUCUCGAGAAAAACAAGCACACGGUUUGAGUUCCACAAGGAAAACUUCUAG
This is a messenger RNA of Triticum dicoccoides, 1743 nucleotides long. Its product is annotated as respiratory burst oxidase homolog protein B-like. The record is from RefSeq and is a predicted model, not a curated record. The transcript has 12 exons. NCBI's taxonomy places the organism in Eukaryota, Viridiplantae, Streptophyta, Magnoliopsida, Poales, Poaceae. Bases 1 to 1743 code for a protein of 580 amino acids. Gene Ontology annotation, cellular component: plasma membrane. Gene Ontology annotation, molecular function: NAD(P)H oxidase H2O2-forming activity; peroxidase activity; calcium ion binding.